AUGCAGGAAAGAACCAUGGCGGCCACUGAGAUAGCUCGACAAGCGGGAGAAGGUGCACGUGGCGUCCCACUCUCUGGUCAUGUUGGCUUCGACAGCAUGCCGGACCAGCUGGUCAACAAGUCCGUCAACCAUGGCUUCUGCUUCAAUAUCCUCUGCGUGGGCGAGACGGGUUUGGGAAAGUCCACCCUCAUGGACACCCUAUUCAACACCAAAUUUGAGGGUGAACCUACACAGCACAAUCAGCCUGGAGUACAGCUCAAAUCCAACACAUACGAGCUGCAGGAGAGCAACGUUCGCCUGAAGCUCACUGUGGUCAACACUGUAGGCUUUGGAGAUCAGAUCAACAAAGAGGACAGUUACAAAUCUAUUGUGGAGUUCAUCGAUACUCAGUUUGAAGCGUACCUUCAGGAGGAACUGAAAAUUAAACGCACCCUGCACAGUUAUCAUGAUACACGGAUCCACGCCUGUCUGUAUUUCAUUGCCCCCACUGGACACUCGCUCAAGUCCCUUGACCUGGUUACUAUGAAGAAGUUGGACAGUAAGGUGAAUAUCAUCCCAAUCAUCGCCAAAUCAGAUGCCAUCUCAAAGAGUGAACUUGCUAAGUUCAAAAUUAAGAUCACAAGUGAGUUGGUGAGCAAUGGCGUCCAGAUAUACCAGUUUCCCACCGACGAUGAGACUGUGGCAGAGAUCAACUCAACCAUGAAUGGUCAUUUGCCUUUUGCAGUGGUGGGAAGCACUGAGGAAGUGAAGAUUGGGAACAAGAUGGUGCGAGCGCGCCAGUACCCUUGGGGAACCGUCCAGGUGGAGAAUGAGAAUCACUGUGAUUUUGUGAAGCUGAGAGAAAUGCUGAUCAGGGUCAACAUGGAGGACCUACGAGAGCAGACUCACACUCGCCACUAUGAGCUAUACCGCCGCUGCAAGCUGGAGGAGAUGGGUUUCAAAGACACAGACCCUGACAGCAAACCCUUCAGCCUCCAGGAAACAUACGAGGCCAAGAGGAAUGAGUUCAUGGGUGAGCUGCAGAAGAAAGAGGAGGAGAUGAGGCAGAUGUUUGUCCAGAGAGUCAAAGAGAAGGAGGCAGAGCUGAAAGAGGCAGAAAAGGAGCUUCAUGAAAAGUUUGACCGUCUCAAGAAGCUUCACCAGGAUGAGAAGAAGAAACUAGAGGACAAGAAGAAGGCUCUCGAUGAUGAGCUAAACGGCUUCAAGCAGAAGAAGACUGCUGCUGAGCUGCUACAGGCCCAGAAUCAGCAGGCAGGAAGCUCCGCCACACUCAAGAAGGAUAAAGAGAGGAAAAAUAAUCCCUGGCUCUGCACUGAGUAAUAUGGCUUUGAUAAGGGACCAGGCCCAGACUCUUUGGUUAAGCGGUACCCCAAGGCUAAGGGGAGGCAGUGUGGACCAAGCCCUCUGCGUUUCUCAUAAAUCACCUUGUUUUUUGGGCUCUUUCUGCAGCUUUUACUAACAUUUGUAUUUAUUGUGUAACCAAAACUUUUGCUUAAGGCUGUGCUUUUUGCGGUGUGUGAUUUUUAGAUGCAUUGUGUGACUAAUAUGCUUAAAGGAAAUAGUUCACCCCAAAAAUCUAAUUUGUGAAACCUUUAAUCACCUCAGGCCAUCCAGGAUGCAGAUGAAUUUGAUUCUUCAUCAGAUCAGAUUUGAAUAAGUUGGCAUUGCAUCACUUAUUACAUCUCAUCAAUGGGAUCCUCUGCAGUGAAUGGGUGCCGUCAGAAUGAGAGUUCAAACAUCUGAUCAAAACAUCACAAUAAUCCACGAGUAAUUCACACCACUCUUGUUCAUCAGUUAGUUUUCACCCAUUCACUUCAGAGAAUCCAUUGCUGCACUAGUAAUGCAACGCUAAAUUUCUUCAAAUCUGUUCCGAUGAAGAAACAAACUUCAGUAAACAAGAGAGGGCAAUUAUUAAGGGUGUGAAUUAUUUCUUGAAAAUGUGUGCCUCUUCAGAGAGUUGAGGAGGGAAAAUGCAAUUAUUAUGAACACUGUCCCAGUUAAUCUGUUUGAUUCUUCACUAAAUAUUAGAUUAGGUUAAUGUUGACCACAGUUUUAAAUGGAAAAUACAAGAUGAGCUAAUCUAUGCACGUUUAAAAGCUAAUGCACAAUGCAUUUGAAGCAAGGCAGAAGGACGGUGUGUUCCUAUCCACCCACAUUCCGAAUGCUUCAUGCUUUUGGCUGGCAAAAGAAAAUACAGAGUGCCCAUUUCCAAUUGACUGAUAUAAACUUGUCUUCCCACUGGUGCUGUCCAGUUCAGUGGCCUCCUGAUACUUUCUCUAAUCCGCGUUUGUCUCCUCUCUUC
Molecule: messenger RNA, 2302 nt
Organism: Carassius auratus (goldfish)
Lineage: Eukaryota; Metazoa; Chordata; Actinopteri; Cypriniformes; Cyprinidae
Gene: septin6
Product: septin 6
Exons: 10
Coding region: 1-1320 (439 amino acids)
Molecular function (GO): GTP binding
Source: RefSeq, a predicted model, not a curated record